Molecule: messenger RNA, 1046 nt
Organism: Cololabis saira (Pacific saury)
Lineage: Eukaryota; Metazoa; Chordata; Actinopteri; Beloniformes; Belonidae
Gene: immp2l
Product: inner mitochondrial membrane peptidase subunit 2
Exons: 6
Coding region: 66-599 (177 amino acids)
Biological process (GO): mitochondrial respiratory chain complex assembly
Cellular component (GO): membrane; mitochondrial inner membrane peptidase complex
Molecular function (GO): serine-type endopeptidase activity
Source: RefSeq, a predicted model, not a curated record
UUGUACCGGUCGGUCGCACGUGUUGUUGGAAAACAGGAAGACGGGAGUCUCUCUGCAGUUCUCUUAUGGCUCAGCAGACGACGGCUGGACGGCGCUACCUGCGUGCGUUUGUUAGUGGAUUUUUCGUCGCCGUUCCCGUCACAGUUACCGUCCUUGAUCGAUUGGCUUAUGUGGCGCGAGUGGAAGGAGCGUCAAUGCAGCCAUCCCUGAACCCAGAAGGGGAAUCGGAGUGUGACGUCGUCUUGCUAAACCGUUGGAGUGUGAGGAACUUUCAAGUCCAGCGAGGUGACAUCGUCUCCAUUGUGUCCCCCAGGAACCCCAAGCAGAAGAUCAUCAAACGUGUCAUCGGGCUGGAGGGAGACUUCAUCAGGACUAUGGGCUACAAGAACCGAUACGUUCGAAUCCCUGAUGGUCAUUUCUGGAUUGAAGGAGAUCAUCAUGGACGCAGUCUGGACAGCAACAGCUUCGGACCGGUCUCCAUGGGGCUCCUGCACGGCCGGGCCUCUCACAUCAUCUGGCCUCCCCAUCGGUGGCAGCAGAUCAGACCGUCCCUCCCUCAGAACCGAGGACCGCUGGACCACACGGAGGAGGAGGAAUGAAGAACCGUGAAACCUCUCAAACGUCAUGUCUUCAGGGGAGUGAACACUCUGGUUCUCAGGGUGCUUUUUAAAAACCUUUUACCUCGACACAGACGUUGUCCUGCUGCAGUCUGGUUACAGACUGGACCAGAUGUGACCGCACAUCAACUCCGAGCCCUGCUGUUUUAUCUAAAGACCGCUCAAGUUCUGCUCUUCAGGCUCAGGUCUGUUUCCAAGCAACCAGGCCAAAUAUUCUCCGGUUUCAUCGCGUUUUUUUGUUUUUUUCAGUUUUGGGGGGGUUUUUUAAGGUUCCUCUAGAACGGGGGUCGGCAACCCGCGGCUCUAGAGCCGCAUGCAGCUCUUUAGCGCCGCCCUGGUGCGUCCUGGAGCUUUUUCAAAAAUGUUUGACCUUUUUUUUUCUUUUAUUCUUCUUUUUUUUCUUUUUUUCUUCUUUUUUUCUUUUUUCUU